This is a messenger RNA of Cyprinodon variegatus (sheepshead minnow), 3422 nucleotides long. It is a transcript of the gene pknox1.1, whose product is annotated as PBX/knotted 1 homeobox 1. Gene Ontology annotation, molecular function: DNA-binding transcription factor activity, RNA polymerase II-specific; RNA polymerase II cis-regulatory region sequence-specific DNA binding. The record is from RefSeq and is a predicted model, not a curated record. Lineage: Eukaryota; Metazoa; Chordata; Actinopteri; Cyprinodontiformes; Cyprinodontidae. Bases 712 to 2034 code for a protein of 440 amino acids. Gene Ontology annotation, biological process: regulation of transcription by RNA polymerase II; angiogenesis. The transcript is spliced from 11 exons.
GCAGAGUAGGACUGAGCUUAAGCAAAGGGCCGGGGUUCCAGAUGAGGCCCGGUAGUGUUAGCGCAGAGGGGAGGGUAGAAAAGACGGAGAGAAAGCAGCUGUCCUCGCAUGAUAGAUUGACUGACGGGACGGAUUUGAGCUUAAACUAAGAUACCGUUGUGUUCUACCAACGUCUUCCGUAUUGGUUAACAAUAGACAGCUAUCAAGCACUUCUUUUUCUAAAUUAAAGCCUAAGUGAAACGGUUGUUAUUACUAACAUCGAAUCAAUCCGCAGCGGACUUAUUGCUGCUUAGCAACGUUAGCAUUCUUUUACUUUCCUAAUAACGUGACGUGCUUCAAUUCGGUGAUAAGCACUUUCGAAGUUGGGUUCUUGAUAAAACCAUUCAAUACAUAGUCAUCUGCAACUGCCUCUCUAUAUUUAGAAUUAGCCGGAUCAGAAUGUUGUGCUGCAUCAGAUUUGUUAUACAAGCUAAGGCUAACGGCGCUAUCAUUGAAGGCAAGCCGAAAAGCGGUUUUAUUGAAACUUAGCAACUUUGGUUUUACAUGUUGGGGGCCUCUAUAAAUUAUAGUCUGUUCAAACGGUUGCAAAUAUUUUUUUUUUCAAUCCACUGUGUGCACAACAUGGCUAUAGCUAACACUGGCUAAAGGCUAAUUCAUGGUUGGCCAUCUAUACCUGGUUUCUAUAAUGCCCCAGUGCUGGCAGUGAACGUGAUGGCAGCUCAGACGGUUUCCAUAGACAAGUACCCAAAAGGGGAGCAGCAGAUGCAAAGCGUUGUAAAACUAGACUGUGACUCUGAGGUGAAGUUUGAAGGGACAUUGGUUGAAGUGUCCAACCCAGUACCCACUGAACCACAGACACCCAUGGAUGCAGACAAGGCAUCUAUAUAUCGACACCCCCUGUUCCCCUUGUUGGCUCUGCUUUUUGAGAAAUGUGAGCAGUCCACACUCAGCUCUGAAUGCAUCACCUCUGCCAGCUUUGAUGUGGACAUUGAGAACUUCGUGCGCAGCCAAGAAAAAGAGGGUAAACCCUUCUUCAGCGAGGAUCCUGAACUUGAUAACUUGAUGGUGAAAGCCAUUCAGGUUCUACGGAUCCAUUUGCUGGAGCUUGAGAAGGUGAGCGACCUGUGUAAGGACUUCUGCAGCCGAUAUAUAGCCUGCCUCAAGACCAAGAUGAAUAGCGAGACCCUUCUGAGUGGAGACCCUGGAAGCCCUUACUCUCCUGUACAAGGCCAGGCACAGAACUUCUCCCCCACCAAGACUCAAACUCCAAGUUCCAUUUCGGGCACCAUCAGUCCCCAGGGUCAAAUUGUGGUGCCAGCUUCAGCCUUGCAACAAGGAAAUGUUACUGUUACAGCUGUCAACCCCACCCAAGUAGUCACAGGAAAUACAGUUUACCAACCAGUAACAGUCGUCACCCCUCAGGGACAGGUGGUUACCCAGGCCCUUUCCCCUGGGACAAUACGUGUCCAAAACAAUCAGCUUCAGCUGCAGUUUCACCAGGAUUUGAACCUCUUUAAUCACGAGGACAACUCGACAAAGAAUAAACGGGGCGUUCUUCCCAAACAUGCCACCAAUGUCAUGCGUUCUUGGCUGUUUCAACAUAUUGGGCAUCCCUAUCCAACAGAAGAUGAAAAGAAACACAUUGCCAGUCAAACAAAUCUGACUCUCCUCCAAGUCAACAACUGGUUCAUAAAUGCACGGAGACGGAUCUUGCAGCCAAUGUUGGAUGCUAGUUCUUCUGAGACCCCCAAAACCAAGAAGAAAACGCCACAAAACCGGCCGCUGCAGCGCUUCUGGCCUGACUCCAUUGCUGCUGGAGGGGGGACUCAUCAGCAAGUUACCAUGCCUGAUGGUACAAUGGUGACUAUGAACAUGGAGGGUCUGCAGAGCCUUACAUCAGAUGGAGCCACACUCGCAGUGCAGCAGGUUAUGUUAGCAGGCCACAGUGAAGACGAGUCGGGUGAUAGUGGGGAAGAUGAUGACGAUGCUGAUAUGACCGGGCUGGGCCUGGACAACAGCGACUCAUUGCAGUAAAUGCUUACACACUGAUCUACACAUACUCAAAAGGGAUGUGUAUUUGCAGACACAUUGGGUUUACAUCGAGCACAAAAGCACAGUAUGUCCAUGAACAUUCCUGUGCUCUUCCAGCUGACCUCCAAUCUGUGCUGCAUGUGUGUAAUCAGGAGUUUCACUUCAGAAACUGUUUUUUUUAACAAUUUUAUUUGUGUAGGCGAGUGCACUUUUUUUUGUAUAUUUAAGCUGAAAAGAUUAAAUCAAACAGAAAAUGUGUGUUAAAAACACAAACAAGUUUGUAAACUUCAUUAAGUGUUUUGUUUUGGUUUUUGUUUAAUUUGGUCUUUGUCUCCAGCUGAAUUCUGAUUUGUUUUUUGGAUGCCAAUAUGUAGAAAUUGUAUAUGUAAUGGUUUGAAUUCAUUCUUUGCAUGCUUGUGUUACAAGUAGAUGUAUGCAUUCUUCCUCACUAACUCUCACCUGGUUGAGUUGGGAAAGGAAAAUCGUAGAUAUGCUUAUUUUUCUAAACAAACAUAAAACUAGUGUUUUUCUUUUUCCUAUUUCUUUGUUUUGUAAGGAAUAUUUAUGUAAAAAUUCCUAAAGAAAAACAACUGCCCUUUUUUUAGGGUUCUGUAUGAAGAAAAGAAACUGAAUGCUGAUGAAAAUUACAAUUCAAAUUGGUUUUGAACUCAAGAGUAACAUGGCCUUAUGGGAUCCUUUCUAGAAAAUGUCUUGCCAAGAAGCACAAACAAUUUCUACUAUUGAGAAAAUAGAUUUAAAACACUAAACUGCAGAACAGAAUUGUAAAAAGAUUGAAGAGUUUGCGUGCUGCAGCCUAAUAGCUAUCUGAAGAAGUAAUCUUGCAUAAUAACUUGACUUGUGCUCAUGUUUUUUCUUUUAAUCGCUCCACAUGUAUACUAUGCAUAUGUCAUUUCACAGUAGUAACCUUGGCAUGACUUUGUCAAAUGCACAAUCAAGAACACUAUGCUUACAUCACAAUCACUCGGUCUGAGACUAAAACAUGUAUAGACACGAUCCAAUCCACACUGGAUCGCACCAACAAGGACCAUUGGACAUUUUCUAUUCAUUGAGCUUUUAUUUCUUUGUUGUUUCUAUUACAUAGACAUUGGACUUUCAGUGUUUGUACCCAUUAAAAAGAACUGGGAUCGCACACUUUUGCAGUAAACAAGUUUUAUUCAAGUUAAGAUUACUCCACAAUUCAGGUGCCUCUUGUCAAAUUCAUGGUAAAAAUUGCAUUGGACAAUAGUUGCAGUGAUUUAGUUUAUAUCAGUCUUGUUAGUUGGACACUUGGCUAAGUCUGAGAGAGCUGGUUUGUCAUUUCGGUUUGUUCAUCAUACUCUUGUCUGUUUUGCCUUAGAGCUUUCUAUUUUGGAAUAAACGAUUCCCACAUC